GGAAGGACACCCUCAACUUGCUCCCUUUCUUCGCAAUUCCCCCUUCUCUCCCUCUUAUAUCUCAGCGAUCCUCCUCCUUGUCAAGUACACACUCAUUGCUGGCUUCGUUGGGUAUAUCCUGCACUGGUUCACCUUCCUCUUUCUCCCUCCCUCAUCCCCAUUAUGUCUGCCUCUUGUUCAGCGUUGAGACGGCUGACCCACAGGUCUCCUCCCCGCACUUGGCUCUCCUCUUCCCGCAUCGUCUCCCGCAACAGACCUGCCUCCUCCAGUGUUUCCCAUAUCACCGCCAGAACGCAUCCGUCGACGAUUCCUCGUGUCUCCCAGUUCUCAACCAUGGCAUCUCUACAGCAAGCUCCCCCGACGAUUCCCACCGACCGGCCUUAUGACCCUGAAAUUCAGGAGUUGAGUGACUAUAUCCACAACUACAAGGUGGACUCGGAUUUGGCGUAUGACACCGCCCGUCUCGUCUUCCUCGAUACUCUGGGAUGUGGUCUGGAAGCUUUGAAGUUCAAGGAAUGUACCAAGUUGCUGGGUCCCGUGGUCGAGGGGACCAUCGUGCCCAACGGGACCCGCGUCCCCGGCACUCCUUACCAGCUUGACCCGGUCAACGGUGCCUUCAACAUCGGUGCGAUCAUCCGCUGGCUCGACUACAAUGAUUGCUGGCUGGCUGCGGAAUGGGGCCACCCCUCCGACAACCUGGGCGGUAUCCUGGCGGUCGCAGACUGGAUCUCCCGCACGAACCGGGCCGGCGGCAACCUUGCCAAUGGCAAGAUCCUCAAGGUCAAGGAUGUGUUGGAGGCGAUGAUCAAGGCCCACGAGAUCCAGGGUGUGCUGGCACUGGAGAACUCUUUCAACAAAGUCGGCCUGGAUCACGUUGUGCUGGUCAAGGUUGCGACCACGGCUGUUGUUGCCAAGAUGCUGGGCUUGAACGAACAGAAGACUGCCGACGCCAUCACUCAGGCCUUUGUAGACGGCCAGUCGCUUCGCACGUACAGACAUUCGCCCAACACCAUGUCGCGCAAGUCCUGGGCGGCGGGUGAUGCCUGCCAGCGGGCGGUGAACUUGGUGCUCAAGGUGCAGAAGGGUGAGGGUGGCUUGAAGACCGUGCUGUCUGCCCCUGUGUGGGGUUUCUAUGACGUCUUGUUCAAGAGCAAGAAAUUCCAGUUCCAGCGUCCUUACGGCAGCUAUGUCAUGGAGAAUGUUCUGUUUAAGGUGUCCUAUCCCGCCGAGUUUCACUCGCAGACCGCGAUCGAGGCUGCGGAGAUUGUGAACGCGAAGCUCAAGGCUUUGGGCAAGAGCGCCAAGGACAUCAAGGAGAUUGUUAACCGCACGCAUGAGGCUUGUGUGCGCAUUAUCGACAAGCAGUUCAAGGCGAUGGACAACUUCGCCGACCGCGAUCACUGUGUUCAGUACAUGGUUUCGACCAUGUUGGUCUUCAACCGCCUGACGGCCAACGACUAUGCGGACGGGUCCGAGGCCGCUACUUCGCCGCUGGUGGAGGAUCUGCGCAAGCGCAUUCGCUGUGUCGAGGACCCGCAGUUCACCACGGACUACCAUGACCCGUCCAAGCGGACCAUCCCCAACGCCCUGACUGUCACCUUGCACGACGGGACCGUCUUGGACGAGGUCGUGGUCGAGGCGCCCCUGGGCCACCGCCUGCGUCGUGAAGAGGCCAAGCCGGAGAUUUUGGCCAAGUACAAGCGCCACUUGCAGGCCCACUUUGACCAGGCUCGCAUCGACGAGCUUAUCAAGGUCGGCCUGGACCAGGCUGCCCUGGAGAACUACGAUGUGGACAAGUACGUCGAUCUGUAUGUCAAAGAUCAGAUGGUGGCUGCGCACUAGAUAGCAUGAUGUAGCGGUAGCCUCGAUUUCAAUGAAACAAGUUUACUUGAACCCGUCGAUACCACGUAGGGUGAGAUACCGCAUCGUCUGCGAUUUGAGCUGUACUAGAGCCACCUGCCAAGAGCACAACAACGCUCCAAGACCUCCGAGAUAAUCCGCAUCGAGCUGAUGGGUCAAGCAGUAUACCCUCCACCAUGAUCAUAACCCAGAUAGCACAGGCAUCAAAUCCCCUAUACUUAGUCCUAUGAUUGGCGAGCCC
Aspergillus saccharolyticus JOP 1030-1 is the source of this 2101-nucleotide messenger RNA. RefSeq names its product putative 2-methylcitrate dehydratase. Bases 163 to 1842 code for a protein of 559 amino acids. The transcript is spliced from 4 exons. Gene Ontology annotation, cellular component: mitochondrion. Lineage: Eukaryota; Fungi; Ascomycota; Eurotiomycetes; Eurotiales; Aspergillaceae. The record is from RefSeq and is a predicted model, not a curated record. Gene Ontology annotation, molecular function: 2 iron, 2 sulfur cluster binding; 2-methylcitrate dehydratase activity.